AUGAUUUUGCACAUGCUUGAUGAAAUCCCUGACAUCUUUCGGUAUGAUGGACGGAGAUUGACUAUGUGGGAUCAAUCACAUAAUCCUGUGCGUUUUUUAUUCUUCUAGCCCACCUCGAGCCGUCGUAUACUAACAAAAUCGCUUAAUGCGCAGAAUGUACAACCCCUUGCGACGUAUGUUACUAAUCCCCGAUUUUUUGCCAUAAAUAUAUGCGGUACGUCUGUGCUAUGCUGUAUAAGCAGUUUUAGCCCCGUGGCAAACAUUUUUCGGCAGUUGCGAACAAUUUACCUAAGUGAUCAGAAAAUUUUGUCCACCCUUUUUUUGAAAAUGUCGAAAAAACUGCCCUUAAAGUGCAAGGAUGGAAUAUUCCGUUUUACCAAAUGUUUUGCACCUCUUCUUGAUAGGGCAGUUAAAAUUUGGAACAUGUAGCUCAAUUAACAGCCCAGCUAAAGGGUGGUCAGAGAGAUAUGUCCGGGAGUAUAGUACUGUAAAGAGGUAAUUUUUUAAAACUUUUUUCCGCAGUAAUCGAUUUAGGGGUUUUCAAUAUUGCUGAUUCCGAAAAUCCUGUGCAUUUUCUUUGCUUUGAAAGCUGCGCCUGUGGUAUUCAAAAAACGAAAUCGGGUUUCAUGUUACAGUAAUCCAUGACACGUAACUUAACAAAAAAAUGCCAAAAAAUCGUGUUUUAAGCUGGAAGGUUCCAAUUUGUUUCAUUCAGGUUGAGGAAUUCAUGAAGACAAUUGGUUGUGUUUAUGAUGACAAAAAGCCAUGGGAUUGUCAAAAGAUCAAGUCGAAGGUCCAGAGAACUGUGCAUCCCAUCUUAACGCAUCAUACUGUUCACUGUACAGAACCCUUGACUCAGACCAUGACCAAAAUUCCAAAAGAAGGCAUUUCACAUGUAAGAUUGCUAUCUCAGCCUUCUAAGAUCGUUUUUAGUUAGUUUGGUCCGAUUGGUCUCCGUGUAUGGUGGAUGGAAGAAAGUACAGGUUCAGAAUCCUACCCUUCAACGUUUACUUUGAGAAUAACCCCGCACUCUUCAAGAAACUGUAUCAAGGGAAACGAUGUUAA
Messenger RNA from Bursaphelenchus xylophilus (pine wood nematode), 1065 nucleotides. The record is from the annotation of a GenBank genome assembly. NCBI's taxonomy places the organism in Eukaryota, Metazoa, Nematoda, Chromadorea, Rhabditida, Aphelenchoididae.